Schistosoma spindalis is the source of this 915-nucleotide messenger RNA. The record is from the annotation of a GenBank genome assembly. NCBI's taxonomy places the organism in Eukaryota, Metazoa, Platyhelminthes, Trematoda, Strigeidida, Schistosomatidae.
AUGAUGAGAGUUCUGGUCUUGCCCUUAUUCGCCCUUUUUUAUACAUUAGUUGAUGCUGUUGAGUUACCAUUAACACCAAAAACAUGUCAAGAAGUUUGCGUCACUAAAUUUGAUGGGGCUGAAGAAGAUGCGUGUUCCAGAGGUUGUGUUCUGUCAAACUUGAAUUCAUUAUUGGCAACAUUUACUUGUGAAGAAUCUUGUGAUGAUGUAUACAAGUCGGAUGUAAAGUUAGUUGCUGCUUGCAAAGUAGGCUGUUGUGCAACUCCGAGUCACACAUCUGUUGGGUUCCUACCAGUUCAAAACUUCUUUAGCACAUUCUUCGACAAGAUUCGUAAUAUAUUCGGAGGUGUGAAUAACGGUUCGGGAGCCAGUGUGGAUACCAAAGGUAAUAAGGUAGAGGGCGACACUGAUUCAGAUUCUGGUAAUCAUGUGAUCAUAUCACGCGUUCGCAUUUUCCAUAACUUUGCUCCAUAUGACGCACAUGAAAAUCCACUGGAUUCACCAUUCAAUAUAAAACCACUCUUUAGUUUGCGUGAAAUUAUUCCACAAGAUGAUGAUGCUUAUUUCAAAGCUGCAAAAAAUAAUGAUCAGAAUAUUAUUCGUAUACAUGCUGUCGGUGAUGAUGGUGAAUCAACCUUUCGUGAACACCAACCCACAUUUGUUAAAAAAGCUACUUACUUCUUCCGUCAUAUUAUGUUUCGACCACUUUUAUUACCACUACUUAUCGCAUUGCUGAUUGUGAUAUUAUUAUUAAUGGUGAAGUUAACUAUUCACGCUUGUCGUGUUCGUGAACAUCGGCACAUAGAGUAUACUCGUUUACCGACGUAUAUUGAAGCAAUGAAUGUGAAAGUCCCAUUGUACGAAGAUGUUAUAAAAUGUGAGAAGUCAUCCGAGAAAGGCCCAAUUGAUGCCUAA